Meleagris gallopavo (turkey) is the source of this 1381-nucleotide messenger RNA. Lineage: Eukaryota; Metazoa; Chordata; Aves; Galliformes; Phasianidae. The record is from RefSeq and is a predicted model, not a curated record.
CUUGCUUGUUUUCAAUAGAUCUCUUUUGCUUGCGGAACUUGAGAAGGAAGAGAAAGAAAAGGACUGGUAUUAUGCCCAGCUUCAGAACCUUACUAAAAGGAUUGAUAGUCUCCCCCUUACUGAAAAUUUCUCCUUGCAAACAGAUAUGACCAGAAGGCAGCUGGAGUAUGAGGCAAGGCAAAUCAGAGCUGCAAUGGAAGAACAAUUGGGUACUUGUCAGGAUAUGGAGAAGCGAGCACAGGUGAGGGUGGCAAGAAUUCAGCAGAUAGAGAAGGAUAUUCUUCGUAUACGACAGCUCCUGCAAUCACAAGCAGCAGAAGCAGAGAGAGCACCUCAAGGGAAGCAUGAUGCAGGUUCCCAUGAUACAGAGAGGCAGAGCGAAGGUCAAGGAGCACCAGAAAUCAGUAUGUCAACUAGCAAUACUGGUCAGGGUUCUGCUGCUCGAAUGGACCACGAGACAGCCAGUGUAAUGAGCUCUAGUAAUAACUACUCUGUACCUCGCAGACUGACAAGUCAUCUGGGUACCAAGGUGGAAAUGGUGUACUCAUUGUUAUCAAUGCUUGGUACUCAUGAUAAAGAUGACAUGUCAAGAACAUUGCUAGCAAUGUCUAGCUCUCAAGACAGCUGCAUAGCUAUGCGUCAGUCUGGAUGUCUUCCCCUUCUCAUUCAGCUUUUACAUGGCAACGAUAAAGACUCUGUCUUGUUAGGGAACUCUCGUGGUAGUAAGGAGGCCCGUGCCAGAGCCAGUGCAGCGCUACAUAACAUCAUUCACUCCCAGCCCGAUGAUAAGCGAGGCAGACGGGAAAUCCGCGUGCUCCAUCUUUUGGAGCAGAUCCGUGCUUACUGUGAAACAUGUUGGGAAUGGCAGGAAGCACAUGAACAAGGCAUGGACCAAGACAAAAACCCAAUGCCUGCACCAGUUGAUCAUCAGAUCUGUCCUGCAGUGUGUGUUUUAAUGAAACUUUCGUUUGAUGAAGAACACAGGCAUGCUAUGAAUGAGCUUGGAGGUUUGCAAGCCAUUGCUGAACUGCUGCAAGUGGACUGCGAAAUGUAUGGGCUUACAAAUGACCAUUAUAGUGUCACAUUGAGAAGGUAUGCUGGAAUGGCUCUGACAAACCUGACUUUUGGAGAUGUAGCAAACAAGGCUACAUUAUGUUCAAUGAAGGGCUGCAUGAGAGCUCUUGUAGCCCAACUGAAGUCUGAAAGUGAAGACUUACAGCAGGUCAUUGCAAGUGUGUUGAGGAACUUGUCCUGGCGUGCAGAUGUUAACAGUAAAAAGACACUACGAGAAGUUGGGAGUGUGAAAGCACUGAUGGAAUGUGCUUUAGAAGUUAAGAAGGUACUCAUGCCUAUGAGAUAAAUUUUUGAGGCAUUACAUUUA